Molecule: messenger RNA, 342 nt
Organism: Aureobasidium subglaciale EXF-2481
Lineage: Eukaryota; Fungi; Ascomycota; Dothideomycetes; Dothideales; Saccotheciaceae
Exons: 1
Coding region: 1-342 (113 amino acids)
Source: RefSeq, a predicted model, not a curated record
AUGAGAGUACCCAUGCCUCGAUUAGCCAGGCGAUUGGCAUCGACGAGCAGUAAGCCGGCACUCAAAUAUACUGGCCGCAUCCCCAAGCCAGCUCCACCACCACCAGGACCGGGCGAGACGGCUGCACCGGAGAGUCAGAAAGAGACACAGCAAGCUCGCAGAGCCAUCAUGGAUGCUAUCAAGGAGGACCACAACAGAGACUACAAGAAGCGAUACAGUUCAAAACUGUGGAGCUGGACAAUCAUUAUUUGCGGCACUCCCAUUAUUCUUGUCAUCACUCCAUACUUGUUUCGGAGAGGUACGUUUAGAUUCUGCUUCAACUGUAGUGGAUACAAGCGCUAA